Messenger RNA from Rattus norvegicus (Norway rat), 4028 nucleotides. The record is from RefSeq and is a predicted model, not a curated record. Lineage: Eukaryota; Metazoa; Chordata; Mammalia; Rodentia; Muridae.
GGAGAGAGGGAGUGGGAGGAGGAGGAGGAGGAGAGGGAGCCCAACGACCAUUUAAAGCGAUAGCAAUCCCUGCCCUCUCCCCAGUGCUUGGCUGUUGGAGAGCGCAAGAGGCAAGCCAGGGAACGGGGAGCGCAAGCUGGUGCGCCGGCCAGCGGAGCCACAGUGCCAGGUGCCAAAGACUGGCUGACGCCCUGGGACACCCCCACCCUCUCCUGCUGCACCUCCUCGGUCUCCUCCACCCUCUGUGCCUACAGAAGUCCCUGGGCUUCCCCCAAAGGAGCUCACCUCCAGAAGCCCGGACCUGGGAGAGCCCACCAGCAUACCCUCCAGCGCCGCCGCCGCCGCUACCGCAGCAGCAUCCGGAGCGGCAUGGUCCAGCUGGGGAAGCUGCUCCGCGUCCUGACUUUGAUGAAGUUCCCCUGCUGCGUGCUGGAGGUGCUCCUGUGCGUGCUGGCGGCGGCGGCGCGCGGCCAGGAGAUGUACGCCCCGCACUCGAUCCGGAUCGAGGGGGACGUCACCCUUGGGGGGUUGUUCCCAGUGCACGCCAAGGGUCCCAGCGGAGUGCCCUGCGGCGACAUCAAGAGGGAGAAUGGGAUCCACAGGCUGGAAGCUAUGCUUUAUGCCCUGGACCAGAUCAACAGCGAUCCCAACCUGCUGCCCAAUGUAACGUUAGGCGCGCGGAUCCUGGACACUUGUUCCAGGGACACUUAUGCGCUCGAACAGUCGCUCACUUUCGUCCAGGCGCUUAUCCAGAAGGACACCUCCGACGUGCGUUGCACCAACGGAGAGCCCCCGGUUUUCGUCAAGCCAGAGAAAGUAGUUGGAGUGAUUGGGGCUUCGGGGAGCUCCGUCUCCAUCAUGGUAGCCAACAUCUUGAGGCUUUUUCAGAUCCCUCAGAUUAGUUAUGCAUCCACGGCUCCUGAACUCAGUGAUGACCGGCGCUAUGACUUCUUCUCUCGAGUGGUCCCGCCUGAUUCCUUCCAAGCCCAGGCGAUGGUUGACAUUGUAAAGGCUUUGGGCUGGAAUUACGUGUCUACUCUUGCAUCUGAAGGAAGCUAUGGAGAGAAAGGUGUGGAGUCCUUCACACAGAUUUCCAAAGAGGCAGGUGGGCUCUGCAUUGCCCAGUCCGUGAGAAUCCCCCAAGAGCGCAAAGACAGGACCAUUGACUUUGAUAGAAUUAUCAAACAGCUCUUGGACACUCCCAACUCCAGGGCCGUCGUGAUUUUUGCCAACGAUGAGGAUAUAAAGCAGAUCCUUGCCGCCGCCAAAAGAGCUGACCAAGUAGGCCAUUUUCUCUGGGUCGGGUCAGACAGCUGGGGUUCCAAAAUCAACCCACUGCAUCAGCACGAAGAUAUUGCGGAAGGAGCCAUAACAAUCCAGCCUAAAAGGGCAACCGUGGAAGGAUUUGAUGCUUACUUCACAUCCCGGACACUUGAAAACAACAGGAGAAAUGUAUGGUUUGCCGAAUACUGGGAAGAAAACUUCAACUGCAAGUUGACAAUUAGUGGGUCCAAAAAAGAAGACACAGAUCGCAAAUGCACAGGACAGGAGCGAAUUGGAAAAGACUCCAAUUAUGAGCAGGAAGGUAAAGUACAGUUUGUGAUUGAUGCUGUCUAUGCCAUGGCCCAUGCUCUUCAUCACAUGAACAAGGAUCUGUGUGCUGACUACCGCGGAGUGUGCCCAGAGAUGGAGCAAGCAGGCGGCAAGAAGUUGUUGAAGUAUAUCCGCCAUGUUAACUUCAAUGGUAGUGCUGGAACCCCAGUAAUGUUUAACAAAAAUGGCGAUGCUCCAGGGCGUUAUGACAUCUUCCAAUACCAGACAACAAACACAACCAACCCUGGUUAUCGUCUCAUUGGGCAGUGGACAGAUGAACUUCAGCUCAAUAUAGAGGACAUGCAGUGGGGCAAAGGAGUCCGAGAGAUCCCAUCCUCUGUGUGUACAUUGCCAUGCAAGCCUGGGCAAAGGAAGAAGACACAGAAGGGAACGCCUUGCUGCUGGACCUGUGAGCCCUGUGAUGGAUACCAGUAUCAGUUUGAUGAGAUGACCUGUCAGCAUUGUCCCUACGACCAGAGGCCCAAUGAGAACCGAACUGGCUGUCAGAACAUCCCAAUCAUCAAACUGGAGUGGCACUCCCCCUGGGCUGUCAUUCCUGUCUUCCUGGCAAUGUUGGGGAUCAUUGCCACCAUCUUUGUCAUGGCAACUUUCAUCCGCUACAAUGACACACCCAUUGUCAGGGCAUCUGGGCGGGAACUCAGCUAUGUUUUAUUGACAGGCAUCUUUCUCUGCUAUAUCAUCACCUUCCUAAUGAUUGCCAAACCAGAUGUGGCAGUGUGUUCUUUCCGACGUGUCUUCUUGGGCUUGGGCAUGUGUAUUAGUUAUGCUGCCCUUUUAACAAAGACCAAUCGGAUUUAUCGCAUAUUCGAGCAGGGCAAGAAAUCGGUGACAGCUCCCAGACUCAUAAGCCCAACGUCACAACUGGCGAUCACUUCCAGUUUAAUAUCGGUGCAGCUUCUAGGUGUCUUCAUUUGGUUUGGGGUUGACCCCCCCAACAUUAUCAUAGACUACGAUGAGCAUAAGACCAUGAACCCAGAACAAGCAAGGGGUGUUCUCAAAUGUGACAUCACAGACCUUCAAAUCAUUUGUUCCCUGGGAUAUAGCAUUCUUCUCAUGGUCACAUGUACUGUGUAUGCCAUCAAGACUCGGGGCGUACCAGAGAAUUUUAAUGAAGCCAAGCCCAUUGGGUUCACUAUGUACACGACGUGUAUCGUAUGGCUUGCCUUCAUCCCAAUAUUUUUUGGCACAGCGCAGUCAGCAGAAAAGGCCCUGCUGCAAAAAAGAAGUAUGUCAGUUAUAAUAACCUGGUUAUCUAACCUGUUCCAUGCCAUGGAGCCACAGAGGAGGAAGACCUUCAGUUAUUCUGUCACCCAGCCUGGCAUUGGACUCUUUGUCCUGCCCGCUUCCUAUCUCUGGAGGAGCUUCUCCACCCGGGAGAGCAAUGUUAGAGGAUCCACACAUCCUGAACAGCUGCUUUAUGAGACACCUUUACUUUAUCUUGGCUUAAGAAGUCAUUGGCAUCAGCACUGCCAUCUUGGCUGUAAUUCUGGACUCCCUAAGCAAAGGGAGAGUUGAGACUCAAGUCCCACCCGGCUCUUUUGGAUGAAUCGUUGAGAGCCUCAGGACUGUUUUUUGGGACUGACUUGUCUUUCUACGUACGUACUUCCAGGCUGCAAGGUUUUGAAAUUUUCUGUACAGUUUGUGAGGACAUUUGCACUUUGCCACUCAAUGUUGUACCUCGGUUCACUGUUUGUUUUUGAAUGCCCUGUUUUCAUAGAAUCCUACCCUCUCAGAUGGUGGAAUCUUUGGGGAAAAUUUAAAAUAACUAAUUUUUAUUUUAAAAAAAUCUUGGCAGACAUAAGAGGACACAAGCCCCCAUGCACAUCUGUAAAUGACUAUAUGGUUAUGAUUAUAGUAUCAUGAAAAGUCAUGUUAUUUUUUUUAAGACACACACACAAAAAGAAACUUAAAGACCAAAAACUGUGCUAAGAAGAUAUGCCCCACCUAUCUUUGGUACACGGUAGGUGUUGUGAUGGGAAAGAAAAGCAUUGGUUAAAUGGAAUAGAGGUCUUGAUCUUUGGAAUGCAUGCCGGUAAUGUAUUUUACAGUACAUGUUAAUAAUUUAUGUUUAAUAUUUGUAUUUGUGUUCUCUUUUUUUAUUUUACUUAGGGUAUAUGGAUAUUUUGCAAUAAUUUUAAUGAUUCUUAAGCUAUUUGGAGGAAAGAAUAUGGAUUUCUCAUGUCUUGAGGUUUUGUUCAUGCCCCCCUAUGACUGACCAAUGUGAUAAGGACUUUACAAAAGAAGCAUGUAUGUUUUUUACUGUUUGUAAGAAGUACUUUCGUUAAUCUUGCUGCUUAUGUGUCAAUUUAGUGGAAAAAAAUCCCUUGCUGAAAAAAAAAUCCCUUUCCAUUCUCUUCCAGUUCUGUGGUAUUGUCCAAGAAUGUAUCAAUAAAAUACUUUGGUUAACUUUUUUA